Molecule: messenger RNA, 847 nt
Organism: Lotus japonicus
Lineage: Eukaryota; Viridiplantae; Streptophyta; Magnoliopsida; Fabales; Fabaceae
Product: protein MIZU-KUSSEI 1-like
Exons: 1
Coding region: 144-821 (225 amino acids)
Biological process (GO): hydrotropism
Source: RefSeq, a predicted model, not a curated record
GCACUACACAUCAUGCUAUAUGCAACAUACCCUCUUUAUUCAUUCAUGAAACUUUAUGACUUGAUGGGGUGGCUAUACAUCAUCUAUAAAUAAGUAUAAACAAACCCUAUAUACCGUACACCAGUUAGCUAGAGUGCAAGCACAUGGCCACUGGAGUAACAACAGUGGACUGCCACAAACAAGUUCGAUCAUGGAGGCUGCUACGUUCUCUCAUGCAACUUCUAAUCCCCACUUGCAACUGUGCCACCAUCAUCAAAGACGACCACGAUUAUGCAAUAUCAGAAAAAUACCUCCAUAACUCCAACAAGCACUCUUCAUCAUCACUCACCACCUCCACCACCAUCACCGGCACAAUAUUCGGAUACCGCAGAGGAAAAAUCAACUUCUGCAUCCAAGAAAACGCCAACUCCACCACCAACCCAAUUCUCCUCCUAGAACUCGCAGUUCCAACAAGCACUUUGGCCAAGGAAAUGAGAGGAGGAACACUCAGAAUCACGUUAGAGAGCAGCAAUACUGAUGAAAGAAAUUACCCUGCAAAAUCACUUUUGUCCACUCCUCUAUGGACCAUGUACUGCAAUGGAAGAAAAGUGGGUUAUGCGGUUAAGCGCAGGCCUUCGAAAACCGAUAUUGAAGCGCUGAGGUUGAUGCGUUCGGUGGUUGUGGGAACUGGCGUGCGUCAAUUAGAAGAUGAUGAGCUUAUGUAUCUUAGAGCCAGCUUUCAAAGGGUUUGUGGCUCGUCUGAUUGUGAAUCUUUUCAUCUGAUUCAUCCUGAGGGAGAUAUUGAUCAGGAGCUUAGUAUUUUCUUUUUUAGAUCAAGGUGAAUGUGAUGAAUAUGACCUUUUGUUUC